AUGAGUGGUUGCACUUCAACGUCGCCGCGCUCCUAUCGACGAACAAGCAUCCGAAUCCCAGUAUCUCGUCACCAGCACCGCCAUCCUUCACCGCCACCACCAGUACCUCCUCCGAGGGCAACUCGCGUAACCUCGCGUGGUGUGAGGUCCAAGCAACACAAACUAGAGUCCCCCGAGGCAGGAAACUAUAUUCUGACUCGCUCAACAUUUGACCACGGUCCCGAGAUCAGAUCUGAGAUAUGGCAGCCAGAUCGGGAAGAGGAAUAUAUUGCACUUUAUGGUCAGCGAUAUCACGAGCAAGUACCACGUAGGCCACGUGCUCGCACGAUUGCGACUGCUCAAGAGGUUGAUAUCCGUUCCGGCCGGGCACGAGUGCGCUCAGGAUCUCUUUCUUCAUCUCCCCUUGACCAUCCGCAAUUACGCCAAACAUGCCCUGCGAUCACAGCUGCAGCCAGGUCUGAGCUUCCCACAACCACACGAAAGCGACGCCCCUCAAGAAAGCACUCGAUGCACGGCAGGCCUGCUAGUCUUGUUCGCCGGGACUCAGGUUACGAAUCAGACGAUGCUGAUGGUGAUACGAGCAACGAGGACACCCACCAUUCACUACCGAGACCGGCCAGCCCAUCGAACGAGUCUUCCGCUUCGACAGACGAUGACAACACACCGGCAAAUGUCGAUCCGCAUGCACUAGAAUACUACCUGGGGAAUGAUGACACAUGGCGGGAGACCGAAAUACUUUCCCAGUCCUCGGAGGACGGCGGACUGAGUGAUGAUGAUGAAAUAGCCACUCGGUAUUCUAGCGGCAUGCACCACCCGGACGCGCAGACGCUUACUACAAGCUUGUCACAUUUCGACAUGGGAGCACGUCCCCAUACUUACUACCAAUCAGAGCGUCGACAACGUCACCCUCACCGAGCACCACGCAUGCCCAAACGUUUGCCUCUCGUUCCCACCUGUUCGGGAUCAAGAAAGCGAGCGUCGAUGCGUGUUGCUUGGAAGAUGCGAUUCGGGCGUCUAUUCGAGAGCGACAGUGAGGCCGGAACUGAGGUCGAGGACGAAUUGGACUGGGAGGGUUACGAGAGCGCCGAUGCUCGAAGAAUUGUUGCAUUACGGAUCCAAAAGGCGGGAGGAGGCGACGGACGAAAGAUCAUGAGCGGAAAGGAUCAAUUGGCGGAACUUCUCGUCAAACAACCCAUCGAUCCUAGACGCCUGGCAGCUCGUGUGCCUCGCCGUAGCCGGGCCGAUACUAUCCGAGGGCGUGAGCGUGCUGAUACAACAACCACUAUUCAGCCUCUCGUGACUGACACAUGCACCACGUGCGCGUCAGUACACUCUCCGUCUCUAUCCACCAAGAGCGUUCCUGCUUCAGCAACCGAGUCGCCUACAUCGACCAACUCUGUUUCAUUGGCAACCCCAACAUCUACUCCCCCUACUUCGGUACCUAAUACGCCAUGCCCCACCUGUGCACAGCUUUCUCCACGCGGGGAUGCCUUGCAGCUAUCAUUGUCUCCGUCCAGUCGUCGCAAAGCUCUUAGUCCUCGAUCUCCUCCAUGCAAGACUACUCCGCUUAAUGCCGGAACAGACCCACUUACGGUUUUUGCGGUCACAUUGGAGAAGGAAAAGCAGAGAGACUUUUCUGGUCUACUCAAACAUUCCACGCCUCCCCCCGAGUCCGUAUUCAGUACUGUCGGCAAUGGGCUCUUGCGGAGCGUGAAGUCAUUCUUUGUCAAACUCAACAACUUUGUGGAUUUUGCGGCCAAUGCACCACUCCCAACAAGUGUCGAUGGCACGUGCCCACUCAGUCCGGUUAUGGGUACUGGCGGAUCUAUCUCGCGAGACAUGGGUACUCGACGUCGCUCAGCUAGCGUUCCGGAACUUCAUACUAUUUCUCGUCCUCGAUCUCAACGCCGGCGCUCUUAUCUGCGCUCUCCGACUGGCUCCAAGAACCAGCUCCCUCUCCCUGGGGCUCCCACGAGCCCUUAUGGUUAUCGCGUGAGACCCCAGCAAGUCUCCGCGGCUUUCCCCGCACUCAUGAGCUCUGAUGAACGCAUGGGAAACGUGGCCCCCACCCCUGUCCCAUCUGUAGAAAGCGUCGAUUCGAUUCUCUCUGCACUUGAACUCAAGGCUAUUCUUACGCGACCUGCCGAGCUCGAUACCCCUAUGCCUCCGGAACCCUUGCCUAUCGUUCCGAUUGACCUCAAGGGACCUCCUGUAAAUAACGCAGAGGUCCGACGGAGGCGUGCAUCUCGUUCCCCGAGCAGGCGUCGCACUUCAGCCAAACGCUCUAGUUCCGGAAAGCCUAAUUUAGAAGCGGAGAAACCCUCGAGUCCUACCGGGACGGAGGCAAACCGAGCUGAAAUGACUCGCUCGCGAGCUGUAGUAGACUCCAAGUAUUGGCGCGUACUGGCCGGAGAAAUGGAGCAGCGUCGUCGGGGAGGUGUCGAGGUCGCAUACAUGGUUCGUUUGGCUGUCGAGGAAGGCCGCAACCUCCCUAUAUUCACGAGCGAGGAGCACCAGGCGGCUACCGGUGAAAUUCGUUGGUGGCGUUUGGAAAGCAUCCCUAGCCGGUGGCGCAUUGGCGGUGUUGGAAAAGGUCCUACCAGGAUGGAGAACGGAUCGGCUCUGGAGCAGACGGAUCAUGUACGUCAGAAAUCAGGAUCUGAGUUGACGCUUGUAGGGCCAUCAGCCACCUUCUAUUACUACACGCGCGGUGUUCCUGCGCUAUCAGGGACCGAAGUAUCGACAAGCACGGUCAGCAUUUGCAUUCAAAUGUUCAAACGGCGACUCUCUUGUCAUGCUGCUGAGGUCAACGGUCAACCCCACUGCAAAUUCUACUCGCAAUGA
This is a messenger RNA of Rhizoctonia solani, 2844 nucleotides long. RefSeq lists its product as uncharacterized. The transcript is spliced from 7 exons. Lineage: Eukaryota; Fungi; Basidiomycota; Agaricomycetes; Cantharellales; Ceratobasidiaceae. Bases 1 to 2844 code for a protein of 947 amino acids. The record is from RefSeq and is a predicted model, not a curated record.